This is a messenger RNA of Polistes canadensis, 3692 nucleotides long. RefSeq names its product anaphase-promoting complex subunit 5 (gene ida). Gene Ontology annotation, biological process: positive regulation of mitotic metaphase/anaphase transition; anaphase-promoting complex-dependent catabolic process; protein K11-linked ubiquitination. Bases 1 to 2199 code for a protein of 732 amino acids. The transcript has 11 exons. NCBI's taxonomy places the organism in Eukaryota, Metazoa, Arthropoda, Insecta, Hymenoptera, Vespidae. Gene Ontology annotation, cellular component: anaphase-promoting complex. The record is from RefSeq and is a predicted model, not a curated record.
AUGUCGAAAGAAUUAGUGAAUAUUGACGGGAAUGUUAAAAGAGUUCAGAAGGAAAACCUAACACCAUACAAAGUUGCUAUUGUUAUGUUGAUAAAAGAAUAUUGCAAUGAAAGUCGUAAAGCUAUCGUGGUAAGACGUGAUUUUUGUUUAGCAGCAGUAAAGUUGAUUCAGUCACCCGAUAUGGAAUUGUAUACCUUAUUAAAUAUAUUAUAUAGUAGCGAACAUAUUUAUUCUUUUGGACACGAGUUAGAACUUCAAUUAAAUACAUUGUUAGAGAAAGGUAUUGAAGGAUUGUUAGAUUUAUUCGAUAAUCUUGGAAGAUUAAUGAAAUCUACGUUAGAUCAUGCUAUUGCUGUGCCUUUACUAAAUAAAAAUUCUGUUCUCGGGUUAUAUGUAAGAAGAAUAAUAAUAUUUUUUGAAAAAUUGCCCUUCGAUCAAUCCAUUUUGUUAUAUGAAGAUCUUAAGAACUAUGCUAAGAAUAAAUCUAAGAGCCCUAAAAAUACCGAAGUAUCCACUUGUUUAAAUUUUGACGAACCCUACAUUUACAAUGAUAAAAGUACUACCGUAUGGAGUGGAAGGCAAGCAGAAUUAUUAGUCGCACAGCAAGCGAAUGCAUUAAAAAUGGAUGAACACAAGGCAAUGUCACCGGUUGAUCUACAAAUUCUUAUAAAGAAACUUCUCCGCUCUAGUCCUUAUUACGCAGAAGCUCAUUAUCUGAGCUAUUUGAAUUGCUUACGCAUAAACGAAUACUGCAGUGCAAUAGAUAGUCUUUAUCAUUGUUUCGACAGAUUAGCACCAUCCGAAAAUCGUUCUACCCCUGAAGACAAAUCGAGGAUGCUGAGAUAUGCAGCCUUAAAUCUUGCAGUACUCCAUGCUCAUUUUAAUCAUAAGAAAGUAGCGGAAGAAGCUUUGAAAGAAGCUAUUAUGAUGGCACAAGAAGCAGGGGAUAAUGUUUGUUUGCAGCUGGCGCAUGCUUGGAUGUAUUACCUCACCAGUAAUAAGAAAGGUCCUUUAAUAGAAAGAUCUCUUGGAAAAGCUAGUAUGUUAGGAAUUACAUAUACCACGGGCCUAGGAUUAAUUGCUCUUUCUCAUUAUUCUGCUUUGGAAGCUAAGCCUCCUUCUCAAAUUUUUGAGACAUUAAUGAAAUCGGAUGUGUUGAAUUGUCAACAUUCUAUGAUUGAUCUAAUGUCAUUGACUUAUUCUGAAAAAUCAGCACUCUGGGCGUAUUAUGGAAAAAUGGAACUCUCUUCGGUUUGUUCGCAACUUCUUCUUUUGCAUAAUUCAGGAAGUAAAAAGCAAAAUAUAUUCAAUGGAACUUCAACUUGUCAAGCUGUUGUAAACGUUGCUAAUAUUUUAGUAGAGUUUGGCGAAUACAAUCUCGUCGAUAUAAUAUUAGCUCAUGCAAAAGAAAGAUUUCCCAAUCAUCCGUCGAACAAGACGUGGAUGUUGUGCGAACAAUUAUAUGAAUUUACAAAAAUGAUGAGACGCGAAAGGUGGAGCGAAGCUGAUGCAAUAGCUUCUCGCAUAUCUAGUUUAGAUCCAUUGGAAUCUAAAUUUAGGCAAGCAGAAGUUUCUUUAGCCAAAGGAGAUUAUCCAAAUACUUUGCAUUUAAUCGACAGUAUCGAAAAGGUCUCUGAUAUAACAGCAGAAAAUCGAGUACGCGCUAUGAUUCUUUUGAGUCAAAUAAUGUGUGCAUCUUUCUUAUCAGGAAAUGAAACAGUGGGAAUCAAUUCGUUAGUGAUUCUUAACAAAGCAUUGGAAUUAGCUACCCAUAAUCAUUUAUCCUAUUAUGAAGCUCUUAUCAAAAUGCAUCUGGCAAAUAUACAAUUACUCAUGGGGCUACCUUCAUUGGCAAUGAACUUAGUCGAUGAAGCUAUCACGCAUACGUUAGCUCAUGGCGGAUGUUAUGAACAAGGGAGAGCACUUAUUUUGUAUGCUAAAUGUUUAGUUGGUACUGCUACCUCGACUUUGACAAAAUUACGAAAGGAAAUAAUCUUAAAUGCUAUUAAAGCGUUGUCUAAAGCAAAGGAUCACUUCAACAAAGUCGAAGCAUUUGGUAAAAUACGCAAUGUAUUGAGUUUACAAAGUAUAAUGUACAAUGAGAUAGAUAUGAAAUUUGAACGGAAUCAGUGUUCAUUCGAAUUACGCCGGUUUGAGGAACAAUUUCCUACAAAAUUAGAUAAUAUUUGUUUAUAUUAAAACGUAAUAGAGAUUUCCGAAUUCUAAAAUAGUUGUUUAUACGUUUGCUUUUUAAUCUAUUUCUCGAAAAUCUUGUUAAUUUUAAUUGAAUCCAAGUUAAAAUUGUUUUCAUUGUAAUUUUAUCCUUAUCGGUGUGUUAGUUAGUCACAUUUUACGACAACGGUACUUUGGCGCUGCGAUCGUCUGCCAUGUGUCAUGUGGAAAGUGACAAUCAUAUUUAUUUGCAUAUUAAUCGAAAUUAGCUACAACCUAAUGAGAAUCGUAAUAAAAAAGCUGACGACCGAUAAGGGAAUAUACACAGUGUAAAAAAGUAUUAUCUAAGGUUUAUUUGUGCUUUAUAUAUAUGUGAGAUAAGAAAUUUAGCAUGUAUGUAUGCACUGGACAAUGCUAGAUUUUCUUAAGGAAAAAACUAAAAGAAAAUGGAGACAACUUCCUGUGAAUAAGUGUUGUUUCUUUAUGAGCAAGCAAAUGUUAAACAAAACACAACGAUUUUGUCAAGUUUAUAUUUCAAUAUGUUAUCAAUUAAUCAUUUCAAUAGCAGAUGUUUUUGAAAAAAAAAAAACAUGAUCGGAAAAAGACGAGAAAUAAUUCAAUAUCGCUCUUUUUAUUUUAUGUUGAGAAAAGCCAAACAAAAAGCCAACAGCAAUAGCGUUUGUUUUAAUAUUAUAUUAAGAGAAAAAGAUCUCAUCUAUAAUUUGUAUACCAAAUGAAAAAGGUGUUUAUCUACCAAUACGUUUUGAUAAACAUCAAUGUUUUUUAAAUGACAAAUAUUACUUUCAAUUAAAUAUUUUUUGUUUCUUCUUAAAAUUGUUCAUAUAUUUAAUAUUUGUAUAAUAGUAUUUUAUAAAAUAUUAUUACACACACACACACACAUAUACAUACAUAUAUAUAAUAUGUACAACGUAAAAUGUAUUUAUCAUGAUUAUAUACUUUUCUUGUAUAUAAGAGUCUGAAAAGAUUAUGAGUUCGCCAUUAAUUGUUCGUAUUGUUCAAAUUAAUUAGAAUUUUGUCGACAUGAAAAUUGAAAACUCAAAUGGUUAAUAUUAUUAUAUGCGUGUGUGUUUAUGUGUUUUAUUAAAAUGAACGUUUUGGAAAUAAAACAAAGGAAGUACCAAUAAGUAUGUUUCGAUAAUUGAAGAAUAGUAUAAAUUGAGCGAGCGGUAAGGAAAGAACUUUAGGGUUUUAUAGAAGCAAUUAGAGGUUUCAGAUAAGUAUAUCGAAAUUUCUUUUAAAGAUUAUAACGAGUUGUGCGUAUUAUUGUCAGAAUUUCACUUUAUUUGUGAAAAUCUAUUAUUCACAUUAUUUAUAUUUCAAUAAAUUUAAUUCUACAUAUAUAUUGUUUAGAGAAACUGUUAACAGUGAUAAGAUUAAGAAUAAUAUUACAUAAUUAUUGUACUAUACUAAUAAUUCUUACUAGCGAGUCGUUUUAUUUUUCGUUGUGAUUAAAGUUCAAUUUGUGUUUCGGGAACAAAUAUAGAAUUUAAUUUAUGUUA